CGGUGGAUUUCUAUUGCAGCAUACAUUGUGAUGGAAAACUUUAUUUUAUAUGAGGAGAUUGGAAGGGGGAGUAAGACCAUUGUUUAUAAAGGCAGAAGAAAAGGAACAAUCAACUUUGUGGCUAUUUUAUGCACUGAUAAAUGCAAAAGAGCUGAAAUCACAAAUUGGGUGCGCCUUACUCAUGAAACUAGGCACAAGAACAUAGUAACAUUUCACGAAUGGUAUGAGACAAGCAACCAUCUCUGGCUUGUAGUGGAAUUAUGUACAGGUGGAUCACUAGAACUGCUAAUUACUCAAGACAAACACUUACCUGAAGACGUUAUAAGAGAAUUCGGUAUUGAUUUAGUUGCUGGACUUCAUUAUAUUCAUGAACUUGGAAUUCUCUUUUGUGAUCUUACUCCAGGAAAGAUUCUUCUGGAAGGGCCUGGCACUUUGAAAUUCAGUAACUUUUGCUUGGCUAAAGCAGAAGGUGAAAACUUGGAAGAAUUUUUUGCUUUAAUUGGAGCAGAGGAACGGGGAGGCGAUAGUGGUGAAAGCAGAGGAGAAAUAUUGAAAAGCAGACUUAGAGGUUCACUUAAAUAUGUUGCACCCGAAGUGAUAAAGGGAAAUGACUUCUCAACAGCUAGUGAUCUGUGGUCGUUGGGCUGUUUACUAUAUGAAAUGUUUUCAGGAAGACCACCUUUUUUCUCUGAAAGCGAUACCGAAUUAACAGAACAGAUUUUAAAUGAAGAUCCCUUUCCACCUAUACAGCAAGGGUCUGCAGUUCCAAAACCAUCUUCUGACUUCCUUAACUUGCUUGUCUCUUUGCUUCAAAAGGAUCCCCAGAAGAGAUUGAACUGGACAGAACUGUUGCAGCAUCCUUUCUGGCAACAUGCUUUUGUUCAGAUUUCCAAAGAAUCGAUCUCAGGAAAAGACACCAACUCCAGUUUGAACAACAGUGGAGAUGCUGGGUUGUUUGUAUGUGGAAAGUCUGAGGAGUUGGAGAGUAAAAAAACGCCAGAUGCUCUUAAUCUAAGAACAUCAAACAAACAGUUGAACAGAUCUUUCAAGCUGGAAAAGCCGGAGGAAUUACGCCCUAAAAGUGCUGUUGAUGGUGAAUCAAAUGAAUCUAUUUUCCUUCUGAGUUCCCGUCCUACACCUAGGACUAGCAACACAGUAGAAAUAAGCUGUACCACUGCCAUUAUGUCUUCAAAUUCAUUACAGAGAACUUCUCCAUGUUCUUCUGUAAAGGAUAAAAACAGACCCUACAGUCCACAGGAUAUGGAAUCCAAAGUGAAAGAGCUUAUCUACACAGAGUCUGAUCUUAUUGUGACUCCAAUUAUUGACAAUCCAAAGAUAGUGAAGCAAGUAGCGAUGAGAUUUGACAUGAAAAAUUUGCAUAUACCAGCACAUUCAGCUGAGAAACUAUUGAUGCAAAAAGAAGAAGAAUGGAAUGACUUCUUACAACAAGUGCAUCAGCUGAUUGAUUCCCAAGAAAAGACUACAGGAGCGGCCAGAGUUAAACUGAAUUUACUUUGCUACUUCUGCACUGUUGCUGGCAAUAAAGAAGUAGCAACCAGAUUAAUUAGCACACAGCUGUUCCCAGCAUUAUUACAACAGUUGCGAGUAGCUUCAAACUGGGACAUACGUGCUAAAGCAGCCCAAGUUAUUGGCUUGCUUGCAUCUCAUACAGCUGAACUUAAAGAGAAUGUUCCAGUUGUAGAGGCAGUCACUCUCUUAACAGAAUUGAUUAGGGAGAACUUCAGGAACAGUAAACUAAAACAGUGCCUUUUACCUACCCUUGGGGAGUUGAUUUAUCUUGUGGCCUGCCAGGAGGAGAAAAAAGAGCACUCCAGAGAACGCUGGGUCCUUCCUUCAGCUGCUUACACUGUGCUAAUGAGGUGCCUUCGGGAAGGGGAAGAACGCAUUGUAAACCACAUAGCGGCAAAGAUUGUUGAAAAUGUGUGCUCCACUGUCUCUUCUCAUGCUCAAGGAUUUAUUACUGGAGAAAUUGGACCUGUAUUGUGGUUUCUCUUUACGCAUUCAACCAUAGAUUCUUUGAGAAUAACUGCUAUUUCGGCAUUAUGCAAAAUUACUCAUCACUCACCAAGUGCCUUCCAGAGUGUGAUUGAAAAAGUGGGACUGCCAGCUGUGAUACACUCCUUGGCAACUGGAAUAUGCAAAGUUCAGCAGUACAUGAUGACUAUGUUCUCUGCUAUGUUGUCAUGUGGUAUCCAUUUGCAAAGGCUAAUUCAAGAAAAGGACUUUGUGACUACAGUUAUUACACUCUUUGAAAGCCCUUCCUCUCUUAUACGAGCAAAGGCUUUUUUGGUCCUGUUACAAGUUUUAAUUAAUAACAAAGACAUGCUACUUCUGAGCUGUCAAGCAAGGUUGGUGAUGUAUAUUGAAAGAGACAGCAGAAAGACCAUGCCAGGAAAAGAACAGCAAAGCAGCAAUGAAUACCUGUCAAAAUGUCUGGGCCUUCUCAUCUGUCACAUUGUGCAAGAGCUGCCACAUAUUUUAGGUGACAUUAUUUCUGCUUUAUCCAAUGUAUCAGGACGUAAGCAUCCAUCAACAGUUCAAACCAAACAGCUGAAAGGGUGCCUUCCUAUGAUGCCUGUGGUCCUCCAUCUUAUGACAUCCCAGGUAUUUCGUCCACAAAUUGUAAAUGAGGAGUUUCUUUUCAGCUAUGGAACUUUACUGAAUUUUGUCGUAUUAAUAGAUUCAGGAGAAACUAACUUAGAUGGACCAAUAGGUCAAACAGGUACAGAAGAACUGAUUAAAAUAACUUUAUCAACAUUUGAAGCAAUAAUUCAACAUCCAGUAUUGCUGAUGCCUCACCAUGCAACAGUUAUAGAUCACAUCCUGCCACCCUUAGUUACUUUGGUCUCUAGUCAAAAUGUGGAAUGGAGACUCUUCAGUUUGCGGUUGCUCUCUGAAACCACAUCACUGCUUGUUAGUCAUGAGGUUAUGGCUGAAGAGAAAGAGAUCCUUAACUCAAGCAACAAACUUCUGUCUCUUGUUAGAGGCUCCUUGCUGCCUCAAUUAGAACACAUUUUAACUGCACCUAACCCAGUACCAGCUUAUGCUCUGAAACUGCUUGUUGCCCUUACAGAGUACAGUCCUGCUUUUAUAAGCUUGAUUGAAGAGAUGUGUCUUGUUCCAACAAUUUUUCAAGUUAUUCUGGAUCAUCAGGAUAUGCUGCUAGGAAAUACUAUUCGGAGUGUGACUGCUCUCUUAAGUAACCUAGUUUCCAAUAAAAAUACAAACAUGGCAUUACUUUACGAACAAGGUCUGGUCCAUCACAUCUGUAAUCUCCUAAUAGAAGCUGCUGCUCUGUGCUUGGAUGCAGAUGAUAAAAGCAACAUCAAGAUGGCAAAUGCUUUUCUCCUCUCGUUGCUUGACAUUUUGCACCACAUGCUGAUACAUACAGCUAAUAUCGUCCGCCUGACACUGCAGGCUCAGAAAUCUGGCACUGGAGGGGAUACCCAAACUGCUGAAGACCUCCUGCUUAUCAAUAAACCCUUGACAGAUCUAAUCAGCUUGCUUAUUCAGCUGCUUCCCAGUGAAGACACUGAAAUAUAUGAAAAUGCAUCACAGUGUUUGUCACUGUUAGUUCAACUGUAUGGUGGGGACAACAUGGAUAGUAUGUCUCCAGAAAACAUGGACAGCUUCACUGAAGUACUGCAGUUGAAAACUGAAGUGAAAGAUCAGAAACUUUUGCUGAGAGUUAUUAAGAGACUGAUAACUUCAAAUGAGAAGCAUGCACAAAGCCUGAAGAACGAUGGAGGUGGUCUUGUCCGUACACUAGAAAGAUUGACCCAAACGGCCAGCUUCCAUGCAGAUAUAGUAAUUGCUUCCUUGGCUUCUGAAAUCCUCAAGAAAAUUGAACACUAUCAAGGCUGAGUCAACUAACGCCAAUACAACAGAGAGAAGGGGGGAGGGGGAGGUUCUGAUGUGUAUUUCUAAAUAAAAUGAUAAUUUUUCA
Anolis sagrei ordinatus is the source of this 3967-nucleotide messenger RNA. It is a transcript of the gene ULK4, whose product is annotated as unc-51 like kinase 4. NCBI's taxonomy places the organism in Eukaryota, Metazoa, Chordata, Lepidosauria, Squamata, Anolidae. Gene Ontology annotation, biological process: protein phosphorylation. The record is from RefSeq and is a predicted model, not a curated record. Gene Ontology annotation, molecular function: protein kinase activity; ATP binding.